Macrosteles quadrilineatus (aster leafhopper) is the source of this 870-nucleotide messenger RNA. RefSeq names its product keratin-associated protein 5-2-like. Lineage: Eukaryota; Metazoa; Arthropoda; Insecta; Hemiptera; Cicadellidae. The transcript is spliced from 6 exons. Bases 1 to 570 code for a protein of 189 amino acids. The record is from RefSeq and is a predicted model, not a curated record.
AUGGGUAUAAAAUCUUCAACCUCUCAAACACCCUUCCUCAGUCUCCCAACCCCUCUCAACCGAAUCACACAAACCAUGGCCCACCUGCCGACCCUGUGUACCAUCCUGGCUUGUAUCGUCGUCUACCUGACGUACAGGUGCGAUGCGUCCAAAGCGAAAUGCGCCAUAGCAGACGUGGACCCCGACGACUGUGUCUACGGCACUCAUAAAGACUUCUGUGGCAAGCUAGUUUGUGCAAAGGGUCCGGGCAUGAGGUGUGGUGGGCCCUCAGACAUCCUCGGCAAGUGUGGGGAAGGCAUGCAGUGCAAGUGUGAGCGAUGUACAGGAUGUGGUCCGGGCAUGAGGUGUGGUGGGCCCUCAGACAUCCUCGGCAAGUGUGGGGAAGGCAUGCAGUGCAAGUGUGAGCGAUAUUGGUCUUGUUGUGUGCAGGGUCCGGGCAUGAGGUGUGGUGGGCCCUCAGACAUCCUCGGCAAGUGUGGGGAAGGCAUGCAGUGCAAGUGUGAGCGAUGUACAGGAUGUUCUCUCCACACGCUCAAGUGUGAUUUCAGCGAGUUUCUAUGUCUCGACUAGUCCGGUGAACCUCUCUAAAUUGAGAAUUCACACAGAACAACUAACAGUAUUACGUUAAACCAAAGAAUUGUAAGUUUAGUACAUUUCGUUAAAAAAAAAAAUACUUCCAAACACUGUUCUUGUAUCUGUCUAACAGGACACGUUACAAUUAUGUGAAUUAUUUUACGUGAUUUUUUAAAUUAUUUAAAAUAAUUUUCUAUUUUUUAUGUUACGAUGUUAUAUCAUAGCUUACUUAUUUUAUUUGUAUACAAUUAAGAUGAAUUUUAAGAGGCUCUACUUUGCAUUCAAUAAAAGUUUCAA